GAAGACUCCCUGGGUUAUAAAGAUGAAGAGUCUACUUCUUCUGGUGCUGAUUUCAAUCUGCUGGGCUGAUCAUCAUUCAGACAACUAUACUCUAGAUCAUGACAGAGUUAUUCACGUCCAAGCAGAAAAUGGCCGCCGUCUACUCGUGGAAGCAGAACAAGCCAGGGUGUUCUCAUACAGAGGUGGCAAUGUUACACUGCCAUGUAAAUUUUAUCGAGACCCUACAGCAUUUGGCUCAGGAACCCACAAGAUCCGAAUUAAGUGGACCAAGCUAACUUCAGAUUACCUCAAGGAAGUGGACGUUUUCGUUUCCAUGGGAUAUCACAAGAAAACCUAUGGAGGCUACCAGGGUAGAGUGUUUCUGAAGGGAGGCAGUGAUAACGAUGCUUCUCUGGUGAUCUCAGACCUCACCCUGGAGGAUUAUGGGAAAUAUAAGUGUGAGGUGAUUGAAGGAUUAGAAGAUGACACUGCUGUGGUAGCAUUAGAUUUACAAGGUGUGGUAUUCCCUUACUUUCCACGACUGGGGCGCUACAAUCUCAAUUUCCACGAGGCACAGCAGGCUUGUCUGGACCAGGAUGCUGUGAUUGCUUCCUUCGACCAGCUUUACAAUGCCUGGCGGGGCGGGCUGGACUGGUGCAACGCCGGCUGGCUCAGUGAUGGGUCUGUGCAGUAUCCCAUCACAAAGCCCAGAGAGCCUUGUGGAGGCCAGAACACGGUGCCCGGUGUCAGGAACUACGGGUUUUGGGAUAAAGACAAAAGCAGAUACGAUGUUUUCUGUUUUACAUCUAACUUCAACGGCCGGUUUUACUACCUGAUCCACCCCACCAAGCUGACCUACGACGAAGCGGUGCAGGCUUGUCUCAACGAUGGUGCUCAGAUCGCAAAAGUGGGCCAGAUCUUCGCUGCCUGGAAACUUCUGGGAUAUGACCGCUGCGAUGCGGGCUGGCUGGCGGAUGGCAGCGUCCGCUACCCCAUCUCGAGGCCGAGGAGACGCUGCAGUCCCACCGAGGCUGCCGUGCGCUUCGUGGGGUUCCCAGAUAAAAAGCAUAAGCUGUACGGUGUCUACUGCUUCAGAGCAUACAACUGAGUGUGCCCCUAGAGCACAUCAGUUUUAAAGUCAUUAAGAACAUGUGAAAGGUUUUUUGUGUUUUUCUUUUUUGUUUUUUUUUUCAACACGAACUCAUGC
Messenger RNA from Callorhinus ursinus (northern fur seal), 1186 nucleotides. RefSeq names its product hyaluronan and proteoglycan link protein 1 (gene HAPLN1). Lineage: Eukaryota; Metazoa; Chordata; Mammalia; Carnivora; Otariidae. Gene Ontology annotation, molecular function: hyaluronic acid binding. Gene Ontology annotation, cellular component: perineuronal net; synapse. Gene Ontology annotation, biological process: glial cell differentiation; central nervous system development; cell adhesion. The record is from RefSeq and is a predicted model, not a curated record.